Portunus trituberculatus (swimming crab) is the source of this 1288-nucleotide messenger RNA. RefSeq lists its product as uncharacterized. The transcript has 3 exons. The record is from RefSeq and is a predicted model, not a curated record. Bases 64 to 1233 code for a protein of 389 amino acids. Lineage: Eukaryota; Metazoa; Arthropoda; Malacostraca; Decapoda; Portunidae.
UAUUUCUAGGCUUUCAAAAUCUCAAUAAAGGAGAUAAAACAAAAGAACGCAUAAGUCAGAUAUAUGAAGCAAAAUAUUCAGACAAGACACCCUCUGUUAAUUUUCUGCUCAAAACGUAUUGUGCUUGCUGGUGCCUGGCCGCCGUGGCAGCGCGCAGCGAGCUACGCAGCAGAGGCAUCAGUUAACAGCCGGCCACCACCAGGUGGGAUGCUUCUUCUUCCGCCGCCUUUGAGUAGCUGGAUCGAAGCACAGCGCUUCAAUCAAAAUUAUCACUACCAUCAAAGCGCUCAACCCAUACCGGCUGAAGUAAGAGACCAGACACAAAGAUCUUAUCUGGCUCCAAGUCAAAUGGCUCCUACAAGUUUUUCCAAGGACACAAAAACCAACUGUGUGAUGUCUCCAGCAAGUUCACCAGUGGAUAAAAGCUCCUGCUGUGCAAUGUCUUCUUCAGUCUCCCACAUGGAUGGACUUUCUCACAACCUAAAGUCUAAUACAAACUCUCCAGAGGAGGCAAAGCCUGAUGGUGUAGUACCUAAUGGAAGUUCUCAAGAGGACUUAUCGUCUGACUGUCUCAUGUCUACUGCAAGUUUUCCAAAGAACACAAAAUCUGAUUAUUUAUCAUCUCCUGCUGGUUCUGAAGAGGAUACAAAACAUGAUGACCCUCUAAUGUCUUGUACAAGUACUCAGAUAACAAAACCUGACUCCAUAACACCUCUUGCAAAAUGUUCAGAGGUGACACACUUUCCUUGUCUUGUGUCUCGUAAAAGAUGUCAAGAGGGGACACAGUCUAUCGGUCUAUCAGAUUCUGAAAGUUGUUCAGAGAAGACACAUUCUGCAUGUCUUGUGUCUUGUCCAGCGAAGAAACAGAAACCGUCUACCAGUCUGCUGUGUCAUAAAUGUCCAGAGGAGAAGCAGUCAGUCUGUCAGCUGUGUUUUAAAAGGUGUCAGGAGAUCACUCACUGUACAUCAUGCACUAGCCAAGGUAAAUCCCAGACAGAAAUAGAGAUUGUCAAAUCAAAUGAGCUUCGACUUCUCCAGCUUGAAGAUGUGGAAGCACGUAGGAAAAUACCCAUUAGCAUGUUUCCACCAAGAUCUAGGUCACUCUUCCCUUUGGCUUAUAAAACACUUGGUUUAGGGAAGACUCAUCACUUUAAAGAUCAUGAAGGAGAUUGCUCAGCCAUUGCAGCUAGUAUUGCUCGUGAUGUCUCCUUAAUCAUUACGAGAACUUUGUAGUUUUAGGGAUGUAGGUUUGAUAACAGACUCGUUAUCUUUAGAAUUAAUAACAGAC